Molecule: messenger RNA, 1140 nt
Organism: Aspergillus ibericus CBS 121593
Lineage: Eukaryota; Fungi; Ascomycota; Eurotiomycetes; Eurotiales; Aspergillaceae
Product: zinc-binding alcohol dehydrogenase family protein
Exons: 2
Coding region: 1-1140 (379 amino acids)
Molecular function (GO): oxidoreductase activity, acting on NAD(P)H
Source: RefSeq, a predicted model, not a curated record
AUGCCUUCAGCCUGUCCAACGAUCUCCCUACCCGCUCGGCAAAGUGCCAUCGUGGCCCAGGGCCCGGGAAAGCUUGCGAUCCAGCACGACGUCCCCAUGCCUCCUCUAGGUCCAGACAUGGUCAUUGUAAAGACUGCCGCGGUAGCCAUCAACCCCGUCGAUGCGAAGAUGCUCGACUACAGCGCGGCCCCCGGCGCCGUCCUCGGCCACGACUUCUCCGGCACUGUGGUGGCCAUCGGCUCUGACGUCCAGGCAACCAAACACCUUGCCGUCGGUGAUAGGGUGGCUGGGGUGGUUCAUGGCAUGAACAAACUGAAGCCAGAUAUCGGGGCCUUUGCCGAGUAUGUGGGUGCGUAUGCGGACAUUCUGCUUAAGAUCCCCGACACUAUGAGUUUCGAAGAAGCGGCAUCGUUCGGAACGGGUGUUGCUACUGCGAUGAUGGGGCUGUUUCAGGAACUGGCUCUGCCCAUCGAGUCUUUGGAGAUGCUGCAUGAUCAUCAUUCUCAAUCUAUCGUUGACGGGCCCGCUGAGAAAGACGGAAGGAAGUUUGUUCUGGUCGCGGGCGGGAGUACAGCAACUGGAACGCGCGCGAUUCAACUGCUUAAGCUGGCUGGCUUUCGUCCGAUCGCCUCUUGCUCAAGGUCCAACUUCGACCUGGCGCGGAGAUUCGGCGCCGAAGAAGUCUUCGACUACCGCAGCCCGACCUGCGCGACUGAUAUCCGGGCUUACACUAGCAACGAACUAGGGUAUGCUCUUGACUGUGUGACUCAGGCGGACACCACCCAACUCUGUUACACUGCCAUGGGCCGUGCGGGGGGCCGUUACGUGUCUUUGGAACCAUUUCGGGAGAACAUUGCCCAGAGUCGGUCGCUGACGAUCCAACCAUCGUGGUUGAUGAUGUUGACUAUUUUCGGACAUAAAGUCCCCUUGGAUGGAGUGUAUGGGCGUGAGGCGCGGCCCAAGGACCGGGAAUUUGGGGCUCGGGCAUUUACGGCGGUGCAGGGGCUGUUGGACCGGGGGCUGAUUGAUGCCCAUCCGAUCAAAGUGCAGAGCGGAUCCUGGCAGGGAGUGAUGCGUGGGGUGGAAAUUAUUCGCAACCAGGCUGUGUCGGGUCAGAAGCUUGUUUAUACUGUUGUGUAA